Messenger RNA from Macrobrachium nipponense, 376 nucleotides. Its product is annotated as neuropeptide-like protein 31. The record is from RefSeq and is a predicted model, not a curated record. Bases 91 to 345 code for a protein of 84 amino acids. Lineage: Eukaryota; Metazoa; Arthropoda; Malacostraca; Decapoda; Palaemonidae. The transcript is spliced from 3 exons.
CGUAAGUUUCCCGUCAGGUAUAAAUACCAAGGGAGAACUGGCUCGCAGCAUAAUCCUUCUUCAGGAGCUCCAGAAGACACACAUUCAACGAUGAACUUCCUUCGCCCAGUCUUUGUGGUGGCCAUUGUUAUGGCUGUGGUCUGCUCAACCCUCGCCAUGCCUGGUGGAUUGGGCUAUGGAUUAGGUGGAUUCGGUGGAGGAUUGGGCGGAUUUGGUGGAGGAUUAGGAUAUGGUGGAGUCACUGUAGUCCGACCCGUAGUAAGCAGAGUCGUUACCGUUGGAGGAUUCGGAGGCCUUGGAGGACUUGGAGGAUUCGGAGGACGUUAUGGUGGCUAUGGAUGGUAACACUUCUUAAUAAAAAGAAAAUAAUCAUUAA